UGGCGGAGACGGCCGUGAACUUCGUGACGGAGACGCUGCUCCGAUCACUGGAAAAAGAAGUGAGGUUACAGCUGGGACUGAAAUCAGAAGUGGCGAAAAUAAGCCAAGAUCUACAGACGAUGAAGGCGUAUCUAAAAGAUGCCGACGUGCAGGCAGAAAGGUCGAGCACGAACAGCAUGGUGAAGGACUGGGUAAGGAACGUGAGAGAAAUAGCUCAUGACAUUGAAGACGUCAUCGACAAGUACAGAUACAGGGUGGCCAGGCGCAAGAUAGAGCAACGUCACCAUGCUGGCUUGGCUGGCCGAGCUGUGGGGUUCGUGACCAGGAUUGUCUCGAACCACGAAAUCAGCGACGAGAUCCAGGAGAUCAGGGAGAGAAUAUCUCGCCAGGAUGGCAUCAGAAAAAGCUUGGGGCUCACCGGAGGGGAAGAAGGAGGCGGCGGCGGCCGGACUAAUGGCUGGUCGUGGCAAGACCAGAAGCAAGUAGCACCAAUCCUGGAGGAGCAUCAGGUGGUGGGCUUUCAAGAGCAGAAGAGAACACUCAUGAAUUUGCUUAACAGAGGCAAAAAUAUGACCGUCAUACCCGUUGUUGGCCAGGGUGGCCUCGGCAAGACUACCCUUGUGAGCCAACUAUAUCGUCUCAAAGAGGUGGAGAACAACUUCCAUCGUCGAGCAUGGGUGGAGGUGUCACAAUCUUACGACUCAAAACACAUGCUCAAGACACUCAUCAGGGAACUCAAGUCUCAGAAGGAUUUUGAAUCCGACAAGGCCGGCAUAAGGCAUUUGAACGAACAAGCGCAAAAUUGUCUCAAGAACAACAAGUGCUUAAUAGUGUUCGACGACGUGUGGGACACAGAUUUUUGGGACAGUAUCAAAUCCAUAUUGCCCCCACAGAACAAGAACGGAAGCAGAAUCAUAAUCACUACCAGGAGGCAAGCAGUGGCAGACCACUGCAAGGGUCACGCACACACCGCCGAAGUUAAACCCUUAAACAUGAAACCUCUUGAGCACCAGGAGGCCAAGAAACUUUUCAAUCGGGUUGUCUUCGAUGGUGAUGAGUGUCCUAAAGACCUGCAAAUAUUGUCUCACGAGAUAAUCCAGAAAUGUGAAGGGAUACCACUGGCUAUUACCACCAUUGGGAGUCUUCUUUCAAAGGCAAAUCCAGAUGACAUUUCCAAAUGGCAAAAUGUAUCUAAGAAUCUGAGUCGGAUCUUGGCUACUGAUACCAAUCCCGAGGUUCGAGUGCUGAACGCAAUCGUGUCCGAGAGUUAUUACAAUCUUCCUUAUCAUCUCAAACUUUGCUUCCUCUACCUGGGUAUAUUUCCUGAAGACUACCAUAUUAAUUGCAAGAGACUCAUUCGUUUGUGGAUAGCAGAAGGGUUUGUCCAAGAAGGAAAGACAGAGACUUUGGAACAAGUUGGGAUGAAUUACCUACAAGAGCUGAUAAAUAGAAACUUGGUCCAGGCUGCUGUGACUGAUUUUGAUGGCAAAGUUAGAAGUUACAGAGUUCACGAUAUGAUGCGCGGCUUUAUCUUGAAAAAGUUUGCUGAGGUGAAUUUCUGUCAUGUUUUGGACAACAUUGGAUCAGAUCUGGGAUUCUCAGACUCGCCACGACGAUUAUCAGUCCAACAGAAUUACAGUAAAGACGAGCUUCUUGAUGUUGUUUCAGAUCUGACGGUGGUGAGAUCUUGUAUAUUGUUCAACACUAAAGGGAUUUCAAUUUCUCUGUUGCCAAAGUUCAAGCAUAUGAGGACAUUAGAUUUCGACGAUGCUCCCCUUAAUGUUCUUCCUGAAGAUAUCGGAGAUCUAUACCUCCUGGAAUAUCUGAGUUUAAGAAACACAAGAGUCAAGAAACUUCCUAGAUCAAUCGGAAAACUUGAGAACCUUCUCACUUUAGACCUGAAGAACUCCCAAGUUCAAAAACUACCUAAGGAAAUAAACAAACUUAUCAAGCUUCGUCAGCUUCUGGGUUAUUCCUUCCACGGCGGUAACACUGAUUCAAGCAUGGAUUUUUCUGUCCAAGGAUUGCAGAUAAAAGAAGGCUUUGGGAAUUUCAAGUUUCUACAAAAGCUAAACGCUAUCGAUUUUCCCGUGGAAGCUUCCAUAAUUAAAGAACUUAAAAAGUUGAAGCAGCUAAAGAAGUUGGGUAUCACGAGGCUACGAAGUCAAAAUGGAAAAGAUCUGUGUAGUGUCAUAGAUGCUUUAACCAACCUUACCUCCUUGUGGAUAGGAGCAGUGGACGAGGAAGAAUUUCUAGAACUGGACUCCUUAGCCAACCCACUAAAGAACCUUCAGCGACUUUGCUUGGAGGGUCGUUUACGUAAAUUACCAGAAUGGAUUCCCAAACUCAAAAAGCUAGUGAGACUACGCUUGAUAGGGUCAGGACUAACAGAUGAUCCAGUAUUUGCUCUCAGAAACUUGAAUGAGCUAUUGGAGCUACGACUUCGAAGGGCUUACCAGGGCGAGGAACUGUGUUUCAAGAAAGGGUGGCUAAAAAAGCUCAAGAUUUUACGCCUCAGAUAUCUUCAGCAGUUGAAAACAUUGAAGAUAGAGGAUAAAGCACUGCUACAACUUGAGACUUUAUACCUUGGGCCUUGCCCUCAGAUGGCAGAAGCGCCUGAUGAUUUCCAAAAUCUCAAAAAAUUACAGUCUCUUCGUUUCUGUGACAUGCCUGAUGCAUUCACGUAUAGCAUUCAGGAAGGCCAUUCAAAGUAUAACAUCAUCAAAGACAUACCGCAUAUGUUCUUCCGUAGCAGCGAGCUUGGAUUCAACGGAUACAUCAACAACUCUCUUCACUAUGCUAAUAUUUUGAAGAAUAGAUUCGGUGAUGAAAAUCCUGCGGUCCGCAAUAAUUUGGCUCCCAAAGGCGAGAUGCCAUUUUCAUUUGACAAGAAUAUAAAAGAUCAGUGGUUUUGGGUUACCGCAUUGUUGGUGUGUGCUUUGGCUUUGAUGCUAGCGUUCGUGUCCAAAUAUGUGGAGCAGCUGUCUUAUCGGAUUUUCUGAGGGCAGCUUCCCAAUAUUCUUCACCCGUCACUGUUCUGAAUUUUCUCUUCAGUUGGUUUGGGUUGACACUGAUGUUAUAGUUCCUCUCAGCUGUUGUGUAAGUCUAUGUAUUAUUGUUGAUUAUCCUAUGUGAUGUGAUGUGACUUAGAGAGGAAUAAGUAAUGUUGAGAAGCAAGCGAAUAUGUUGGAGCUGUCUAUUUUAGGUUUGUCUGAUGUUAAACUUCCCAAUUCAUCGUCACUGUAUAUGUCUUGUUAAUUUUUCUUCAGCUGGUGUGCGUGGGCGCAGAUGUUGUUCCCCUCUA
Messenger RNA from Prosopis cineraria, 3304 nucleotides. RefSeq names its product disease resistance protein RPM1-like. The transcript has 4 exons. Gene Ontology annotation, molecular function: ADP binding. NCBI's taxonomy places the organism in Eukaryota, Viridiplantae, Streptophyta, Magnoliopsida, Fabales, Fabaceae. The record is from RefSeq and is a predicted model, not a curated record. Gene Ontology annotation, biological process: defense response to other organism. Bases 120 to 3002 code for a protein of 960 amino acids.